AUGAUUAACAAGAUCGCUGUAUCUCUGUCUUUGACGCUUUUGUGUUGGCAAACGUUGUUGAUCCAGAGCUUUCGAUUCGUGAGACCGCGCUUGUCAUUGUCACGGCAUCCUCGUCGCGGCAUGGCAACUCCCUCCAUCACCGAUUGGCAAUCCGACUUGCGCUUUAGUCAUGUGGAUAUUAUUGUAGACGAUCUACAGGACUUCAUCCAGAAAUGGUGUCCUCGCCUGGGGAUGGUGCCAUCCAACGUCCAAACUUGGGGCGGCCCCAACGACCCUACUUGGUCGGAGUUUGUUUUUGUCUUUGACCAGUACACGGGAGCACUGAUAUUCAUGGUAGUCGAGGGCAAAAAGGGUGCCCAUGUAGAUAUUCUCAACAAAUACGGACACGGUGCCAUUUAUCGGCUCUGUUUCAAGACGGAUGAUCUGGAAGCGUGUUUUGAUCAUCUGAAGGCCACUGGCACCAAUGUGACCAACUUGGAAGGUGAACCAUUUCAUACCUUUCAGAAUGUUCUGGAUAGUGGGAAACGAAUCUUGUGGUUGGAGCGAGAGGGAGAGCUCUCCAUGGAAAUAUUGACGGCUCCAAUCAUUGAUGCUGGAUGUGAAAAGUUACGGCAAGAAGUGGGAUUGUUACUGUCCACAACAGCCGUGACCAAGAGCUCAACCAAGACAGAUGAAGCUAUGCAGCACAAACGAUGGCACUUCGGACUUGGUGCUGUGGCUGCCGUGGGAGCAUCCUUUCUAGUCGGAGUGUUCGUUGGAAGAGCUUCACUGAUGUUCCCCAAACGGUCGUGA
Messenger RNA from Seminavis robusta, 792 nucleotides. The record is from the annotation of a GenBank genome assembly. Lineage: Eukaryota; Bacillariophyta; Bacillariophyceae; Naviculales; Naviculaceae.